This is a messenger RNA of Phaethon lepturus (White-tailed tropicbird), 901 nucleotides long. It is a transcript of the gene RCAN1, whose product is annotated as regulator of calcineurin 1. Gene Ontology annotation, molecular function: calcium-dependent protein serine/threonine phosphatase regulator activity; nucleic acid binding. Gene Ontology annotation, biological process: calcium-mediated signaling. The transcript is spliced from 4 exons. The record is from RefSeq and is a predicted model, not a curated record. The coding region runs from base 33 to 617 and encodes 194 amino acids. Gene Ontology annotation, cellular component: cytoplasm; nucleus. Lineage: Eukaryota; Metazoa; Chordata; Aves; Phaethontiformes; Phaethontidae.
GAACAGCACGUAUCACUUUGGCAAAGCACAAAAUGCAUUUUAGAAAUUUUAACUACAGUUUUAGUUCUCUGAUUGCCUGCGUGGCAGAUAGCGAUGUCUUCAAUCAAGCAGAAACAAGGGCCAAAUUUGAAUCACUGUUUAGAACAUACGACAGAGAUAUCACCUUUCAGUAUUUUAAGAGCUUCAAAAGAGUACGAAUAAAUUUCAGUAACCCUUUAUCUGCAGCAGAUGCUAGAAUUCAGUUGCACAAGACAGAGUUCCUUGGAAAAGAAAUAAAACUGUAUUUUGCUCAGACUUUGCACAUUGGAAGCUCACAUUUGGCACCACCAAAUCCAGACAAACAGUUUUUGAUUUCACCUCCUGCCUCUCCACCUGUUGAUUGGAAGCAAGUAGAAGAUGCGACCCCAGUCAUUAACUAUGACCUUUUAUAUGCUAUCUCCAAGUUAGGACCAGGAGAAAAGUAUGAGCUACACGCUGCAACUGAUACUACUCCUAGCGUUGUCGUCCACGUAUGUGAGAGUGACCAGGAAAAUGAUGUCGAAGAAGAAACAAAGAAACCCAAACCAAAAAUUAUUCAGACAAGAAGGCCAGAUUAUACUCCUGCCCAUUUAAGUUGAACUGCUGUUGUUUUUCCAAGGGUUACAAGUAGACAUAUGCAAGGGAAACGUUUAUUGUGGAAACAGCAGGUCACAGAGGUCACAGGUUUGGUGGCAACAGCAGCACUUAUAGCAGGAGAAAUUCCAAUAUAAGUUUGCUCAGAAAAAAAAAUAGGAAGUUUCAUCCUUAUUUUUGAUGCUGCUGGUUGAUGGAUGUCAUGAGUGUAUUCCCAGAUUACUGGGAAUGAAAGAUAGGCAGAAGACGACAUUUUUUGAGACAUAACAGGACAAACUAGGUUUAUUUU